UUUGUCCUUUGCACACAGAAACAGGCCUAUAAAUUCUCAUCCUCAGAGUCUCUGUGAGCUUAAGAGCUGGAUUCUCAGAGUCUCUCCAGGUUUGAGUCGUGGAUGUGAUCAAUAAUGGGAACGCCCUCUGGACUGUUUUCACUCAUACUUGUGCAUAUUUUCACAGGAACUUCUUCAGGGACUCCUGUGACCAGCUGUGAUUCAUGUCAUGGCAAAGCCACCUGCUUGGAGUCACAAGAAAGAGGUGACACCUUCACCGGCCACGCCCUCUCAUGUAUCUGUACAGAUGGCUUUGUAGGUGAUGGCCUCACCUGCUAUGACCCAAAACUCUGCAGUGACUCUUCUUGCUGUGACCGAGGUUACCACUGGUCCUCAGAGAAGGGCUGUGUGGACAUUGAUGAGUGUUCCCUCCCAAACUCACCAUGCACACCACCUCAGAUUUGCCACAACACGCCAGGCUCAUACGAAUGUCCGGAGCCUUCCUCCAAGAACAGAGCAGCUGCCUCUUCCCAAUCUGUCCAGUUCUACUGUGGGAACACAGUUUGUCCUUCAGGCAUGGACUGCAUCAAUUCCCAAUGUGUGGACCCUUGUCAGAACUACGCAACAUUGAAUGAUGACUGGCGUUCAACAAAUAACACAAAUACUGAGGUCCGACACUGUGAUCAAUAUAUAAACUGGCAAGGCUGGUAUCGCCUGUUUUUGAAUCAAACCAGUGCUCGUAUUCCAGAGUGGUGUGUCGAAUCAAACAGGUGUGGAACUGAUGCGCCUUUGUGGAUAACACAACCUCAUCCCACAUGGUCAGGUGAAAUUGUGAAUCGCACUGUGUGCAAUGUUUGGGAAGGCAGCUGCUGCUACUUUCAGUCACACACCAUCCAUGUUAAACUUUGCCAUGCAAACUACUAUGUCUACAAACUUGUGAAGCCAUAUACAUGCAGCCUUGCAUACUGUGCAGAGGUGAACACAACUACACCUGUUUUACCUACCACAACACCAAGGCCACAGAACUUCACCACCACACAUGUGCCUGCUAACAUCACUACUACAACACCAGUGGGCAACAGCACAGCAGUUGAAGGGGAAGUCCGCCUGGUUAAUGGAAACAGCUCCUGCUCUGGCAGGGUGGAGAUCUUCCACAGUGGACAGUGGGGGACGGUGUGUGACGAUAACUGGGGCCUGGUGGAUGCUCAGGUGGUGUGUAGACAGCUGGGCUGUGGCAGGGUCUUCUCAGCACCAACAAACGCGCGAUUUGGACCGGGCAACGGACCCAUCUGGUUGGACGAUGUUGCAUGCACAGGCAGCGAAUCAAAGCUCUCUGCGUGUCAACAUAGAGGGUUCGGAUCUCAUGACUGUGGUCACUCUGAGGAUGCUGGUGUCGUCUGUGAAGCUGCUUCAUCAGUGAGGCUGGUCAAUGGUCAGAACCGCUGCUCUGGCAGAGUGGAGAUCUUCAAUGAUGGACAGUGGGGCACAGUGUGUGAUGAUUCCUGGGACCUAAAUGAUGCCAACGUGGUGUGCAGACAGCUGGGCUGUGGGAGCGCUCGUUCAGCACUACAAAGUGCAGCUUUUGGACAGGGUAGUGGACCCAUCUGGUUGGACGAUGUAUACUGUGUUGGAAAUGAACCAUCAAUAACUAACUGCAGACACAACGGCCUUGGAGUCCACAACUGUGGUCAUAAUGAAGAUGCCAGCAUCAUCUGUGAUGUCCAACCAGGAAUCAACAGCACUGUUUUUCCAACAACACCAAGGCCGCAGAACUUCACCACCACACAUGUGCCUGCUAAUAUCACUACCACAACACCAGUGGGCAACAGCACAGCAGUCGAGGGCGAGGUCCGCCUGGUUAAUGGAAACAGCUCCUGCUCUGGCAGGGUGGAGAUCUUCCACAGUGGACAGUGGGGGACGGUGUGUGACGAUGCCUGGGGCCUGGUGGAUGCUCAAGUGGUGUGUAGACAGCUGGGCUGUGGCAGGGUGUUCUCAGCACCAACAAACGCGCGAUUUGGACAGGGCAACGGACCCAUCUGGUUGGAUGAUGUUGCAUGCACAGGCAACGAAUCAAAGCUUUCCGAGUGUCCCCACAGAGGGUUUGGAUCUCAUGACUGUGGUCACUCUGAGGAUGCUGGUGUCGUCUGUGAAGCUGCUUCAUCAGUGAGGCUGGUCAACGGUCAGAACCGCUGCUCUGGCAGAGUGGAGAUCUUCAAUGAUGGACAGUGGGGCACAGUGUGUGAUGAUUUGUGGGACCUGAAUGAUGCCAGCGUGGUGUGCAGACAGCUGGGCUGUGGAAGCGGCUCAGCACUACAAAGUGCAGCUUUUGGAGAGGGCAGCGGACCCAUCUGGUUGGACAACGUAGACUGUGUUGGAAAUGAAUCAUCAAUAACUGACUGCAGACACAACGGGCUUGGAGUCCACAACUGUGGUCAUAAUGAAGAUGCCAGCAUCAUCUGUGAAGUCCAACCAGGAAUCAACAGCACUGUUUUCCCAACAACACCAAGGCCGCAGAACUUCACCACCACACAUGUGCCCGCUAACAUCUCUACCACAACACCAGUGGGCAACAGCACAGCAGUCGAGGGCGAGGUCCGCCUGGUUAAUGGAAACAGCUCCUGCUCUGGCAGGGUGGAGAUCUUCCACAGUGGACAGUGGGGGACGGUGUGUGACGAUAACUGGGGCCUGGUGGAUGCUCAGGUGGUGUGUAGACAGCUGGGCUGUGGCAGGGUCUUCUCAGCACCAACAAACGCGCGAUUUGGACCGGGCAACGGACCCAUCUGGUUGGAUGAUGUUGCAUGCACAGGCAGCGAAUCAAAGCUCUCUGCGUGUCAACAUAGAGGGUUCGGAUCUCAUAACUGUGGUCACUCUGAGGAUGCUGGUGUCGUCUGUGAAGCUGCUUCAUCAGUGAGGCUGGUCAAUGGUCAGAACCGCUGCUCUGGCAGAGUGGAGAUCUUCAAUGAUGGACAGUGGGGCACAGUGUGUGAUGAUUCCUGGGACCUAAAUGAUGCCAACGUGGUGUGCAGACAGCUGGGCUGUGGGAGCGCUCGUUCAGCACUACAAAGUGCAGCUUUUGGAGAGGGCAGUGGACCCAUCUGGUUGGACGAUGUAUACUGUGUUGGAAAUGAACGAUCAAUAAUUAACUGCAGACACAACGGCCUUGGAGUCCACGACUGUGGACAUUAUGAAGAUGCCAGCAUCAUCUGUGAUGUCCAACCAGGAAUCAACAGCACUGUUUUCCCAACAACACCAAGGCCGCAGAACUUCACCACCACACAUGUGCCCGCUAACAUCACUACCACAACACCAGUGGGCAACAGCACAGCAGUUGAAGGGGAGGUCCGCCUGGUUAAUGGAAACAGCUCCUGCUCUGGCAGGGUGGAGAUCUUCCACAGUGGACAGUGGGGGACGGUGUGUGACGAUGCCUGGGGCCUGGUGGAUGCUCAAGUGGUGUGUAGACAGCUGGGCUGUGGCAGGGUCUUCUCAGCACCAACAAACGCGCGAUUUGGACCGGGCAACGGACCCAUCUGGUUGGAUGAUGUUGCAUGCACAGGCAGCGAAUCAAAGCUCUCUGCGUGUCAACAUAGAGGGUUUGGAUCUCAUGACUGUGGUCACUCUGAGGAUGCUGGUGUCGUCUGUGAAGCUGCUUCAUCAGUGAGGCUGGUCAAUGGUCAGAACCGCUGCUCUGGCAGAGUGGAGAUCUUCAAUGAUGGACAGUGGGGCACAGUGUGUGAUGAUUCCUGGGACCUAAAUGAUGCCAGCGUGGUGUGCAGACAGCUGGGCUGUGGGAGCGCUCGUUCAGCACUACAAAGUGCAGCUUUUGGACAGGGUAGCGGACCCAUCUGGUUGGACGAUGUAUACUGUGUUGGAAAUGAACCAUCAAUAACUAACUGCAGACACAACGGCCUUGGAGUCCACAACUGUGGUCACCAUGAAGAUGCCAGCAUCAUCUGUGAUGUCCAACCAGGAAUCAACAGCACUGUUUUUCCAACAACACCAAGGCCGCAGAACUUCACCACCACACAUGUGCCCGCUAACAUCUCUACCACAACACCAGUGGGCAACAGCACAGUAGUCGAGGGUGAGGUCCGCCUGGUUAAUGGAAACAGCUCCUGCUCUGGCAGGGUGGAGAUCUUCCACAGUGGACAGUGGGGGACGGUGUGUGACGAUAACUGGGGCCUGGUGGAUGCUCAGGUAGUGUGUAGACAGCUGGGCUGUGGCAGGGUCUUCUCAGCACCAACAAACGCGCGAUUUGGACCGGGCAACGGACCCAUCUGGUUGGAUGAUGUUGCAUGCACAGGCAGCGAAUCAAAGCUCUCUGCGUGUCAACAUAGAGGGUUCGGAUCUCAUGACUGUGGUCACUCUGAGGAUGCUGGUGUCGUCUGUGAAGCUGCUUCAUCAGUGAGGCUGGUCAACGGUCAGAACCGCUGCUCUGGCAGAGUGGAGAUCUUCAAUGAUGGACAGUGGGGCACAGUGUGUGAUGAUUUGUGGGACCUGAAUGAUGCCAGCGUGGUGUGCAGACAGCUGGGCUGUGGAAGCGCUCGUUCAGCACUACAAAGUGCAGCUUUUGGAGAGGGCAGCGGACCCAUCUGGUUGGACAACGUAGACUGUGUUGGAAAUGAAUCAUCAAUAACUGACUGCAGACACAACGGGCUUGGAGUCCACAACUGUGGUCAUAAUGAAGAUGCCAGCAUCAUCUGUGAAGUCCAACCAGGAAUCAACAGCACUGUUUUCCCAACAACACCGAGGCCGCAGAACUUCACCACCACACAUGUGCCCGCUAACAUCUCUACCACAACACCAGUGGGCAACAGCACAGCAGUCGAGGGCGAGGUCCGCCUGGUUAAUGGAAACAGCUCCUGCUCUGGCAGGGUGGAGAUCUUCCACAGUGGACAGUGGGGGACGGUGUGUGAUGAUGCCUGGGGCCUGGUGGAUGCUCAAGUGGUGUGUAGACAGCUGGGCUGUGGCAGGGUCAUCUCAGCACCAACAAAUGCACAAUUUGGACCGGGCAGCGGACCCAUCUGGUUGGACGACGUAGACUGUGUUGGAAAUGAAUCAUCAAUAACUGACUGCAGACACAACGGUCUUGGAGUCCACGACUGUGGUCAUUAUGAAGAUGCCAGCGUCGUAUGUGAAUUCCAGCAGCCUCCACUCCAGACUUCACAGUUAAUUUGUGGCCGUGAUAAAAUCCAAGUAGGUCUGCAUAUGGGCAGCAUGUCAUCCUCUGGUUUGAACCCCUUCUCGGGCAACCUGGCUUCCAGCAACUGUUCCUGGGUCAGAGUCCGUGAUGAUUACGUUUGGUAUGAAAUGGAGGUUCGGGCAGGUGUCUGUGGAAAUGUGCUGAGGACCAACAGCACACAUAUCAUCUACUUCAACAGUUUGUUCAUCUACCCUCUGGCUAAUUUGUCCUUCGCUCUUCCUGUGAGUCUUCCCUUCUCCUGUGCUUAUCCCCUGGACACAGACGCCAGCCUGAAUGUAGCUAUCAGGCCAGACCUGUUCACUGGAGGCAUUUCAGGUUCGGGUCCAAAAGCUAGAGCCUCCAUGUCUCUGUUCCGCAACUCCGACUACACGGAGUCUUAUCCACCAGGCCAGGUGUACCUCCCAGUGGGUUCACCUCUGUAUGUGGGCGUCUCUGUGGAGCACACAGAUCCAGUUUUGGCAGCUGUUCUGGAGGACUGCUACGCCACUCACUCACCAAACCCUGAUGAUCCCACACAAUAUCCUCUCAUCCAGAACAAGUGUCCCACUGACCGCCAAAAGGUGUCAAUAGUUGAGAGUGGCUCAUCCCUCCGAGCUCGUUUCUCUGCUCUGCUCUUCCUGCUCCAGGGUCAAUACAGAGACAUUUAUCUUCACUGCAGCCUCAGCCUGUGCAACCAGAGGAACUACAACUGUGUACCAUCGUGCACAAGUAGGACACAUCGCUCUGUUUCCAACUCAGCUUUUAUGAAUCCUGUCACCAUUGGACCAAUUACUUUGGACAAGCCAGCUGAGUGAUCUGGAACAUCCAAAAACAUUCUGUAGUGUGAUAUUAACUGCCAGUACUCUGUUUUCAGUAGAGAGAUGAUUUAAAUAUACUAUUCACAAAUAUUUUACACAUAUUUUUUGAUAUUAUGUUCCAUUUGAGCAUUUUUUCAUUGUAUGACUGCAAACUGUCCAAAUAAGGUAUGCAUCCUAUUUGUCAAAACUGUACCUUGAUGCUGGAAUGUGAAACCAACUGGGUGAUAAACUGCAAAGCCACCAGGUAUCACAGUUCACACAGUCUAAUCAUACCUGUGGUAGGACUUGACUUAAGCGGUCAAGGAAGUGCAGGAGACUGAUGCUGUCCAGUGUAGCAAGUGAUUUAUUCACCAUUGUGUGACCCAAACAAUAUUUACAAAGAAACAAAUAAGAAACUCAACUCUAUAAAUAACUCCGUUCAAAUAAACAUAACUGAACUUAAAUCAGCGGAAAUUAAGGUCAAACUAAACACAGCUACACUGACCUGAACCUUUCUUCUCAUACACCUGAGUUCUUCUGUUUAAAUAGUCCACUUAACCAAACAAUUUCUCCUCUGGACUAUUCCAUUCCGUAGGUAGGUAAGAUAAACAUGAUUAUAUUUAAACCUCUACUACUCUUUACUGGCAACAUAAACUCUAUGGUGUAAUCAAUACAUACUACAACAAUAAAUCUAUUUCUUCAUAAACCCUCUAAAAUCAAGUUUAUUAAAUUACAAGCGUUCUUCCCCUCCUGCACUUGGUCUCUUCCUGUGACCUCAGAUGAACCCAGAAGCUAUAAAGCAGGAAGUAAAACUACAUUUCCUCCUUUUGUUGCUAGAAGACAGGUAGGUAAAGUAAGUUCUAAACAAUACAAAUUAACAGUUGAAAUAAAGAACAUGUUAACUUAACAAACUUGUAGGAAUUGAUUUAAACCAAGAUGUUAUAUUAUAUAAUCUGUAAAAGUGCAAAACAUAAACAAACCCAGGAUAGUAGAUGUUUGCCUAUUGCAGAUUACAUGUGAAAUAUGAUGAAAUCAAAACAACAAUGUUAACUAAGAAUAUGAACAAAUGGUGUUCUCACCCACUUUGUCACAAUACCCAUUAGAUUUCAUUGCAUCGUGUGAAAAUUGCAGAGAAGGUAUUAAUUCAAUUCAAUGCAAUUUUAUUUAUAUAGUGCCAAAUCAGAACAACUGUUUCCUCAAGGUGCUUUAUAUUGUAAGGUAUAGACCCUACAAUAAUACAAAGAAAACAGAGAAAACGCCAACAAACAUAUGACCUCUAUGGCCAAGCGCUUUGGUGACAGUGGGAAGGAAAAACACACUUUUAACAGGAAGAAACCUCCAGCAGAACCAGGCUCCUGGAGGGGCGGCCAUCUGCCACGACAGGUUUGGGUGAGGGCAGGAAGACAGAAUAAAGACACGCCGUGGAAGAGAGCCAGAGAUGAAUAAUUUCUAAUAAUUGAAUUCAGAGAGGUCUAUAAACACAAGGUGAGUGGAAAAAGGUGACUGAAGAAAGAAACUAAAUGUAUCAUGGGAAUCCCCCAGCAGCCUAAACCUAAUGCAGCAUAACUCUAAGGAUUCUGGGUCACCCUAUCCAGCCCUAACUAUUUGCGUCAUUAAAAAAGACAGUUUUAAGCCUAAUCUUGAAAAUACAGAGGGUUUUUUUCUCUCGAGUCCAAACUGGAAGUUUGUUCCACAGCAGAAGGGCCUGAAAGCUGAAGGCUCUGCCUGCCAUUCUACUUUUAAAUACUCUAGGAACCACAAUAAAGCCUGUAGUCUGAGAGUGAAGCGCUUUAAUAGGGUGAUUCAAUACUAUAAAAUCAUUAUAAUAAGAUGGGGCCCGAUUAUUCUAGUGUGUAUUACUAUUAUUAUUCUUGUGUGUAAGGAGGAGGAUUUUAAAUCUGAUCCUGGAUUUAACAGGAAGCCAGUGAAGAGAAACAAAUAUCGGAGAAAUCUACUCUUUUUCUAGUCUGUGUCAUUACUCUUACUGCAGUAUUUUCGAUCAGCUGAAGGUUUUUCAGGGAAUUUUUAGGACUUCCUGAUAAUGAAUUAUAGUAGUCCAGCCUAGAAGUAAUAAAUGCCACGAUUUCUUCCUUUUGUUUUGGGGGAUAAUCAGCUCGGUGAGCUUGUGACAUCCUAUAAUAUCAGAAAGACAUUCUAUGAUGUAAUUAAAUCCUUUUUUCAAAUUCAUUCUAUAUGAUUUAAUCAAACUGAUGUUACAUUGUACAAUUUAAUAUGUUAUGUCAUAUGUUAUAUGCUAAGUACAUUAUGUCCAACCUUAUUAUUAUAUUCACAAAACAUUUUCUUUAUUACUAGAACUAAUAUAAUCUUUUUCAAAGAACACUGGGUUCCUCUCUGGGUUGGUUUACUGAUUUAACAUAUUUUGAUAAACUGCCAAUAAAUUUGGAGUGGGUAUCAAAAGUCAAAGGAGGAGGAUUGAAUGACUUUGGUUAACAGAUAACUUUUCCUCUUGCGUCACCACGAGGUUGUCAUUUGUAUUACAUGAUGUAAAGCAGGUCUGUAAGUUUUUGGACAAUGACUGUUUCUGUGAUCUUUCCUCUGUACACUGCAACACUGAAUUUUCUAGAUGUGAGUGAAGUGCAGAUUCCAGCUUGAAUUCAAGAGGUUUUUACAAAAGUACUGCAUAAACAGCUUAGCCAGGCCAUCAUUUGACUUAAAAACAUAUAUACCUAUGAGCAAGAUAACGAAGAGUUCACGAGUGGUCAAAUAACGAAUGAGUAUGAUCCAGAGUAUACCACAUCACCAGGUAAUGUCAUGGCCUUAGCAUGUAUGGUUAAGAAUAUAAAACAAGUUAACUUUGUGUUUACUGAUGAUGUGACUCCUGGUGACGAGUACACCACUGUACUUUCUGCUCAGAUUAAGCAAAAUCCUGCAAGAAUUUCUUAAGGCAACGAAAUAGGAUAUUCUUCAAUAGACACGUCAGUCACUGAUCUGAACCCUAGUAGACCAUGGUUUACAGUUACUGAAGAAAGCCUGAAGGCAGAAAGACCCACAAACACGUAACAACUGAAGAUGGGCUCAAUAAAAGCCUGUUAGAUCAUCUCAAAAGGAGGAACCACAGCAUUUGGUGAUGUUCACUCUUCCCAAUUGCUGUCUUGGUAGCUGGGGAUCGGUCUGCCAGGGCCUCCGCUCCUGGCUGCCGCCCGACACAUGAUGCACCCGACCCCUGUGAUGCCUCCUGCGGGUGGUGGACCUGCAGGACGAUGGGCCUAUGUGCCUAUGUUUUUCGGGCUAUGCCCAGCUGGGCCCAAUGGACUAAGGCCUGGCCACCAGACGCUCGCCCUUUUUUUUUUUUUGCUCAAAUUAUAAUUCAAAGGGGAAAAUAACUGAAUUAAAGGACAAAAAGGAAAGCUCUGAUAACAACCAGAUCUAUCAAAUGUUAACAGGAAUAUAAACAGGAAAUAUCAGAUGGGUUGGACUCAAGCACCGUUGAAUAACUCCUACAUAGCUUUACAGAAUGCAGUUAUAAUGACAGUCACACAUAAAAAAUAAAAAAAACCCAAAUUAAACAACAAAUAAAGGAGAGUUUAACAGGUUAGUGAGCUGUGCUGAGCCUCAACUCAAGAUUUCAGUGUGACAAAGGUGGCUUUCCUUUUUACCCAUAAGAUCACCAUAGUAACUUAACACUGAGCACCUUUUAUGUGACCUGAGUUAUAGUUUAAAAUUGUCAAGCAGUGAAUAGAUCCUCCGCUGAAGGAAUGCUUUUUGUACAUGUCACAUCACCACAAACUGCAUGCAUUGCAUUUCCGCCAGAAUUUGCAUGUAUUCAGUUGGUGACUCCAAAAAUGCAUAAAUGUGUUUCUAUGUGUGGCCUUCCUGCAAAGUCUGUUUUACACUGCUUGACCUGAAGCUCACAGGCUAGAGCACCUUUUCAGUCAGUGAACUUAAUUUAGCUUACAGAAGACUAUAAAAGUAACUGAGGAAAAUUUAAAAUCAAAUCUACAUUUAACAGGCAGUAGUUGAAAAGAUUCUUCAAUUAUGCUAGUUGAUCAGAUGGUUUGAUAAAGGCUAUGAAGGUUUUCAUUGUAUUUAUACUAACAAGCUGAUUGCCGUGUGUGUCAGAGAGGCUACUGCUUCAUGCUAAAUAAGACAGCAUUGUCAUCACUAGUGUUUUGUUUACAGGCUUUUAGUUGAGAAAAAGAGGCUACUUGGGCUGGUCGUAUUAUAAGUUUUUAUACAUUCAUGUGUUUGACAGUCUAAAUGCUUCUAUUGUUAGUAAAAGUGAAAUGAAUUGAU
Messenger RNA from Oreochromis aureus, 10209 nucleotides. Its product is annotated as deleted in malignant brain tumors 1 protein-like. Gene Ontology annotation, cellular component: membrane. The record is from RefSeq and is a predicted model, not a curated record. Gene Ontology annotation, molecular function: calcium ion binding. NCBI's taxonomy places the organism in Eukaryota, Metazoa, Chordata, Actinopteri, Cichliformes, Cichlidae.